AAGCGAGCGGUGCACGCGACGGACGGCGUUUUCUUGACAAAUGAACAAGCGAGCUAUCAGUUCACGACGAGUCGAGCAAAAUAAAUAAAACCAGCGCGAUACACAAAAGGCGAAAAGCAACAAAACUGCUCUUAAGCAUAGAUUGACAUACUAUAUAAUACUUGUGCUGAGAUACUAUUACACGUUAAUCGGCUUUUGGCUUAUUAUACUAUCUAUGCAUGCAAAUUGAUAGUAAACAACAUAAUCGUAAUUCAUACAUAUUUAAUUAAAACAAUUGCGGUUUCAUUAAAUGCAAAUCCCUUUUUGCGAAUAGAACGCGCGAGUGCAGUACGAAAAUCAAUUGGAAAUUAAAUCAAAACACAUUGAAAAUCUAAAAUCCCGUUACAUCCGUUACAUGAACGCCGACGAGCAAUUCGGACAUUAACCGUUACGCUUACCGCGCUCCUACAUUUCGUUGUAUUUGUGUGUUUGUGUGUGUGUGUGUGUUUUCGGUGAGCGUUGUGUCUGUGUGCGUGUUAUGACAGAGCGAGCGCGCGAGAACGAGACGGAAACGGAGUUGUUGGAGAAGGCAAAGUGGAGCGAUAAAAGCAAGAGCGAGAAGAGCUUUGACAAUAGGCAAAUAGGCAAAUCAUAUGCCGCCCACGUAAUGUGUGACGAAAUUUAAAUUCGCCAUCUAUGCAAAUACAAUUGCACAAAUCGCCUGUGCAUGUGUGCGAGCGGGUUAGUGUGUGUGUGUUCUUUGUGUUUGUGUGUAUAACGUAUAUACAUAAGUGAUAGAGAGAGAGAGAGAAGUGGGAUAUUCAUGUGGAUUACCAUAAACAUAAACAAAGGAUUAGAAAGAAACAACAGAAGCGGCAGCAGCAGAAGAAGAAGACAAGCAAAGGAAACCACAGAAACAUUUCUGGAAUUACAACAGUAAAAGAAGAAGAAGCAGCAGCAGAAGCAAAGCUUUCGUUGAAAAAUAUCUCGGAGAUUGGAGUUAAGGAGUCUGAGAGAUACAGAGGGUCGUCCGCAUCCGACAGAUUCCAGCAGCAACAGCAACAGCAGCAGCAGCUGUUUGCUUCCAUCGCUGUGUGUGUGACAAGCGCAACUAAUGAGCACAACGCAGCUACAACAGCAGCCAGCAAGCAGCAACAAAUCGGAAACAGGAAGCAGCAACAGCAACGACGAACGAAAGUAAAACUGCGUGGCCAUUAUUAUCAUUACUAAAUAAUCGUAACUGUGAUAGCACCAAAGAAAGAAAAAGAAAAGCAAAGCAGCGCAAAGUUGAAAAUACUCACGAUAUAUAUAUCAGAUACAUUUACCCACAGCUACAGCUACAGAUAUAGAUACUCGUUCAAGUUGCUGCCGUGCGUAAUUACGUUUCAGUGAUUUUCAAACUAAUAAAUGUCGUACGCGCAAUUGCCGGCAACGACAACAACAACAACUAUUUGCUAAAGCCAAGCAGCCAACAAAACUCCGCACAAAAUGGCGCACAAAAUGAGGCAGACAACAACAGUGGCAGCAGCCACACUAAAGGCAACAACAGCCACAUCAGCAGCGACAGCAACACACACGAGAGCAACACAGAGCUGCAGAAGAGCAACACGAGUUGGCGGCACGCAUUCAAGUUCAAGGCGGUCAUCGUUAAUCACAUGUUUUAUAUCCUGCCACACGUUUAGCUCCACAUUGUUGUUGCUGCUCGUGCUUGUGCUCGUUGCCACAACGCCAGCAGCAGCAGCCAGCAAGCAGGCCACUCGCAGCAACAACACAUCAGCAGCAGCAGCGGCGGCAGCAGCACAACAAGCGACGCCCGUUUGGGAUCAUGCCAUCGAUUUGAAUGAGGAUUUUCGCAUACUAUGGCAAAUCAUUAAUCAGGAUAUAACAUUUGAAAUACAAGCACGUACAUUAGGUUAUGUCGGCUUCGGAUUCUCACCCGACGGUAAUCUUGCCGGCGCGGAUAUGGCCAUCGGUUGGGUGGACAAGGGUCAAACGUAUUUUCAGGAUCGACAUGUCACACGCAAUGGCGACACUGAGCCCCUUGUGGAUCCAUCGCAGGAUUAUAUGCUGAUGCUGGGCUAUGAGAAUGCCACGCACACGGUGCUGCGAUUCCGUCGCAAGUUGGACACAUGCGAUGCCAGCCAUGACAUCGCCAUAACGAACGACACGAUGCGCUUACUGUACAUGUAUCACGCACAGGAUCCACCGCACGGCUCGGUGCGUCCCGGCACGUUGCCCGAUCCGGCGCGCGCCUUUCGACCAUAUCGACCCAUGGUGUUGAUGCAGCGUGCCCAGCUGCAGUUGCCAUCGCCGCAUGAUGAGCGCGUCCGUGUGCUCGAGCUGCGCAACGAGGAUGUCGAAUUGCCCGACGGCGAUACACCGCUCUUCUGGUGCAAAAUGUUCAAACUAGAGGAUAUCAAUCGCAAGCAUCAUCUUAUUCGGUACGAGCCGAUUUAUGAUUCAUCGUCCAGCGUACACUACUUGCAGCAUAUAACGCUCCACGAGUGCCAGGGCUCCCACUCGGAACUCGAGGAGCUGGCACGCGAGCAAGGCAGACAGUGCAUGGGCGCCCGUUCCAUACCGCUGGCAUGCAAUGCCAUUGUUGCCUCUUGGUCGCGGGGCAGCGAGGGCUUUACGUAUCCCAAUGAAGCUGGCUACCCGAUUGAGUCGCGACAGGCCAAAUAUUAUUUAAUGGAGACCCAUUAUAACAAUUUGAAGCCGGACUUUGCCCAAUUGCAUGCCAGACAAAUGGCGGAUAAUUCUGGUUUGAAAAUCUACUUUACGCACGUGCUGCGACCAAAUGACGCUGGCAUAUUGUCAAUCGGCAUGGAUCCCAAUUGGCGCCACAUUAUACCGCCGGGACAGAAGCGCGUGAUAUCCGAGGGCCAAUGCAUUGAGGACUGCACCGGUUACGCCUUUCCAGCGCAGGGCAUCAACAUUUUUGCGGUCAUGAUGCGCACACAUCAAAUCGGCAAGGAGGUUAAAUUGCGUCAGAUACGACAAACCGAGGAGCUUCCGCCAAUUGCACACGACAGCAAUAUAGAUGUGGCCUAUCAGGACUUUCGACGUUUGCCACAGUCAGUGCAUUCCAUGCCCGGCGAUAGACUCAUCGCCGAAUGCAUUUAUGACAGUUCGUCACGAAAGGCAAUUACGCUGGGUGGCCUCACAAUGAAGGAAGAAAGCUGCACCGUGCUGACACUUUACUAUCCACGCCAAAAGAAACUGACAACGUGUCAUUCACUACCCAGCCUGCCCACAGUGUUGCAUUCUCUUGGUAUCGAACAACUUGCAACCGACUCAAAUCCCGUGCUGAUUUCAUCACCGCCCGAAUUGGCUGGCAUGACUCUGGAGGCACGUCUGAUAUCCUACGAUUGGGAAAAUCAAUUUGGCGAAUUUCAAGAGGCAACACGCAAAGGCAGCUUUAAGCCCAUCUGCUGGGGAGCCAAGAACCAUGUGGUGCCGGGCUCGGAGUUUCUCGAAGGCUACAGCAUAAAUGUAACCAAAACGUAUAAGAAACACAAACGCUGCAAGCCCAAGCGUCUCUAUGCGCCCAUCACGGAACGCACCUCGCCAUCGGCGGAUCUCAGCGAGUUGCCGGUGCUCCAUGAGCUGGACAACAACAACAUCAUCGAGGGUGCGGCGAGGAGUAGUCGCAGCUCGGCGACCGACGGCCAUGGUGGACUAAGUGGUGCCACCAAGAAUAAUUGUGGACAGCUCUCCAGUUGUCUGCUGUGGCUGGGUGCCUCCUCAUGGUGGCUGCUCCUAAUGCUCAGGACGUGAGGAGCGGGACCGGCACAGGGAAGCAGCGGCAGCAGCAGCAGCAACACAGGCACAAGCACCACCGUCUAACUACACUAUAUACAUACUACAUUACAUUACAUAUAUAUAAAAAAAAAAACAGUAAAAAGGCAACUACAACUCUUUAACUAUAAA
Molecule: messenger RNA, 3912 nt
Organism: Drosophila albomicans
Lineage: Eukaryota; Metazoa; Arthropoda; Insecta; Diptera; Drosophilidae
Gene: olf413
Product: MOXD1 homolog 2
Exons: 11
Coding region: 1468-3759 (763 amino acids)
Biological process (GO): dopamine catabolic process; octopamine biosynthetic process; norepinephrine biosynthetic process
Cellular component (GO): secretory granule membrane
Molecular function (GO): dopamine beta-monooxygenase activity; copper ion binding
Source: RefSeq, a predicted model, not a curated record